AUGCAUGCUGGAAGUAUUUGGAAAGAUUUAGGACAUAAUCAAGAUUCAUGUAAAGAUCUGUAUGCUCAAUUACAAGAAGAAGAUGAUGAAAAUAAUGAUUUGAUUCUAGAAUUGCUUCCUGAAAAUAAUGAUGAUUCUGAACCUAGAGAUGACAUUGAAUUAGAGUUGGAAAGAAUUCUCUCACUAAAUGAAGUAUUUGUUGUUAUAAAUAAUAAUGAUUAUGUUACAGCAAAUCAAGAGGAGAAUACAAACAGUUAUGGUAGAGAUCAUCGAGAUUAUUAUGACCGUUAUGAUCGUGAUAAAUAUGUUCAUUACGAUCGUGAUCGAAUAAAAGGAAGAGAUAGAGAUGGUAAUGACAAACAUCUAAAUAAUAAAAAUGAUGAUGAUGAUACUUCAAAAACGGAUGAUAAGGAACUGCAAGCAAUCAGAGAUGCUGGAGAAGUUACUUCACAAGAUUUUAAUCCUUUAUAUGCAAAUAAACGCAAAGCUCAAAUGUUUGGACAUGGUCAUCUUGCUGGUAUUGAUAUUAAGGAGCAAAAAAGAGAUCGUGCAACAUUCUAUAAUCAAUUAUUAGAACAAAGGAUCAGAAAGGUCGAGCCGAAAAAACCUUUAACAGAAAUGAAGGAGAGAGACUGGCAUAUAUUCAAAGAGGAUUUCAAUAUUGCAACUAAAGGUGGCAGUAUUCCAAAUUCUAUAAGGCCGUGGAAGGAAUUUGGUUUACCACAAAGAAUACUUGAUCUUAUUGAAAAUAUUGGACAUAAGGAACCAACACCUAUUCAACGACAAGCAAUUCCUAUAGGUUUACAAAAUAGAGACAUUAUUGCUUGGGUUUUCUUUUUCAAACAAAAUGACAAGUUCAUAGAGCCAUUUUCUUUAGUUGUCAAAGCUACCAAAACUGGAUUUAUUUUUUCGUCCCAAUGCAGUGAAAAUGAUGUUAGGAGUUGGAUAAAUGCUGCAUAUAAUACACUAGAAGAAGAUGAUGAAAAUAAUGAUUCAAUUCUAGAAUUACUUCCCAAAAAUAAUGAUGAUUCUGAACCUAGUGAUGACAUUGAAUUAGAGUUGGAAAGAAUUCUCUCACUAAAUGAAGUAUUUGUUGUUAUAAACAAUAAUGAUUAUGUUACAGCAAAUCAAGAGGAGAAUACAAACAGUGAAGCAACUGAAGAAAUAGAAGAUUAUGACCCAGCACAAUUAGCUUCUAAUUAUCUAAGUGAUUUAGAAUAA
This is a messenger RNA of Entrophospora sp. SA101, 1221 nucleotides long. Lineage: Eukaryota; Fungi; Glomeromycota; Glomeromycetes; Entrophosporales; Entrophosporaceae. The record is from the annotation of a GenBank genome assembly.